Messenger RNA from Lithohypha guttulata, 582 nucleotides. RefSeq lists its product as uncharacterized. Lineage: Eukaryota; Fungi; Ascomycota; Eurotiomycetes; Chaetothyriales; Trichomeriaceae. Bases 1 to 582 code for a protein of 193 amino acids. Gene Ontology annotation, molecular function: oxidoreductase activity. The transcript is spliced from 4 exons. The record is from RefSeq and is a predicted model, not a curated record.
AUGCGUCUCACGGCCUUGAUUACUGACGUUUGCUACAGAGAUUGGAUGAAGCUAUAUCCUGAGGCCAGUAAGGAAGGUCAAGACAAGUAUGAAUGGUAUCGCAAAAGCAGAUAUGGUGAUUCGGACGAGAAGAUGAAGAUGUACGAAACCUUGAUGUCAGCAUACGGCACAGGUGUAGGAAUUGACUUCAAGUUUCAUGGAGUCGUGGCGAACACUCUCGAUGCUCACCGAGUUGUCCAGUACUUUCAGGAAGAAAAGGGACCUGAAAUUGCCGAUAAGCUGAUCAAUUCUCUCUAUUCACAAUAUUUCGAAAACGAAAAGCACCCCUCUAGUCCGGAGACUUUGUUCAAAGCGACUUCUGAUGCCGGCAUCCCUGAGGCUGAAGCAAAAGCUGUUAUCGACAACGAAAAGGAGUUCUUGAGGGACACGAACAACUUGAUCCGCGAGACAAAAUCCAAUGGAAUUGAUGCAGUCCCGAACAUAAUGUUCGAAGGCAAACGCAGGGAUAUCACUUUGGAGGGUGCUAAAGAGAUUGAAGAGUACGAAAAGGCAUUGCACCAGAUUGCGAAGGAAAGCAAGUAG